CGACCAACAUUUAUGGAUCGUGGAUCGAAGCGUACUACAAUUCUGGACAUGCGGAGAGUGGCGAUGGAGUUUGGAUCUCAGCUUUUCGCUCCUCCUAUAUCUUUUCUAAGAUUUCUGUCAGGAAUGUCUCGAGACUAUGAUAGACGAAGAGGAGGUAGCGGUAGUGGUACCAGUUCUAGUAAAUUGCGGAUGGAUACCAAUAUAUCACAACCCAGACCACAUGGUGAAAAUUCAGGAAAACGAAGAGAAUUAGAUAGUGUAAUGCGGAAAGCUCGUGAAUCUCAAUCAAGUUAUUGGAAUAAAAAACUUUUGGAGGUAGAGGAACGAGAUCCAAAUAGAUGGAGACAUAGUGGAUAUAAGGAAUUAUAUGUUGGUGGCACAACAAGUGGAGAACCUAGCAGAGGACAUCCAAGAAGUCCAAGAAGUCCAAGACCACGAAGCCCUCACAUCCAAAGACCACGUAGUCCUCGAACUAGAAGUCCACGAUCACCACGUGAUAAAUCACAUACAAGAGGAAGACCUACACGUAGUCCAAGUACAGGAAGUACUUGUUCUGAUCGUUCAUGUAGUGUUUGUUCACCAAAAGAACGACGACGCAUUGCUCAACCUUCUCGUUCGCGUUCAAGAUCACUGACACCAGUUCGAGCCCGAACACAUCAAAAAGAAGUAAUACCAUCAAGCUCACGAGUAAUACCAACUCGAACUAGACCACGAUCACCUCCUUUACCACGUCCAUGUACACCACCGCCUACGCCACAGCCUCCACCACGUCAUCAAAAAGACUAUAAAAUAAUUAAAGAAAAAGAAACCAAAGUCCGGCGUAAAGAAAAACAUCAUACUAGAAUUCCAGAAGAUCCAAGAGUUCCAGACUCCAUUCCAUUGAUGCGUAAACCUGUAAAGGUAGAAAAAACUCAUUCAAGUCAUGGAUCAACUCAAAUGAUUAGGCCUCCUCCUGAAUCCUCACCUAGUGAAGAUAGUGAUAGUUCCUCUACAACAUCACACGUGGGUCCACCUAGAAUGACACUAUCUGAACGAUUUGGUAAAAUGGCACAAUGGAGUGUAGAUCGCAGAGAUAUGGAAAAUAUGCGCAUCACAAAAGAUGGAGAAAAUGCAAUGAAAGUUGUAAUAGAGGGUGAAGAAAGAAUUGCAAGACUAGGAUAUGAUUCUCCGCCACCAGGACAUUAUCCUGAAUCACUUUUAGCACAAGGACCAAGAGGUCUAGAAUGUUGGGAUGAUGUUCGCGUUAGAUAUGAUUACUAUAAAGCAAGAGGAUAUCUUCGAGAUCUUACUUUAGAUGAUUAUAUAAAAUGGGAAGAAUGGUGGUAUAAAUAUCAAGAAUGGUUAGAAGCAGAACGUUUUUACGAACAAUGGGCCUCUUCAAACCGUCCUUCUGGUGGAAAUCGAAAAAGACGCGGGCGGCGUAAUAACACUACUCAUUGAAAUUUCGUAAGCCUAUUACAAAUCACUCUCGAUCAUCAUAGAUAUUAACAUCAUUAAUAAAAUGUACUGUAAUAUUUGUUGUGCUUAGAAAAGAGUGCGAGAAGUGUGUAAACGAUCUAUACAAACAUACAUACAUUCAUAUAAAAAGUACGCACGGAAGCGUAUUUGUGUAUGUAUAUGUGUAUUUUAUAUAUAUAUAUAUAUAUAUAUAAUACACACAUACAUACAUUAUAUAAAUAUAUAUAUUAUAAUAAAAGGUAUGAUUGCGCUGUAAAAACCUCAUUUUCAUCAGUUUAUCAAGUAAAAGUUAAUCUACAAAAUAUUCGUUUUUCAUUUGAUUACUUUAUAUGUAAUAUUUUAUAUUCAUCAAGACAUUUAGAAAUAAGGAUGACGUGUGUAUCGAU
This is a messenger RNA of Apis laboriosa (Himalayan honeybee), 1844 nucleotides long. RefSeq names its product serine/arginine repetitive matrix protein 1. NCBI's taxonomy places the organism in Eukaryota, Metazoa, Arthropoda, Insecta, Hymenoptera, Apidae. The record is from RefSeq and is a predicted model, not a curated record.